Molecule: messenger RNA, 1067 nt
Organism: Pyrus x bretschneideri (Chinese white pear)
Lineage: Eukaryota; Viridiplantae; Streptophyta; Magnoliopsida; Rosales; Rosaceae
Exons: 2
Coding region: 570-854 (94 amino acids)
Source: RefSeq, a predicted model, not a curated record
CUGCCUCGUCUUUUCCUUCUCAUUUCCUUCGGAUCUGAGCUCCUGCUUACCUGGGUUUUCUUUGGUUUGCUUUUUUCUAUUUUCCUCUUUUUAAAUUGAUGGUUGUUUUUCUUUUAAUUAGAGUUUUUAUGGAUGUGGGUUUUGUGAGAACGACGUGAUUUGGGGUUGUGGGUUUGAUUUAGAGAUUCUUGAUUGUAAAUGUCAAGUGGUUUUUCCGUCUGAGGCGUUGUUGUAAUUGCUUCGUGAAAGCGAAAAAGGAUCUGGAUUUAGCUCCUUGGAGAUAAUAACAUAAUUAAAAUUAGGUGGGAGGUCAAUUCUUGAGUUGGUGAAUUAGAUUAAUGCCCUUCAGAUCACUGGUAAUGCUGCUGACACAUCCAUGUUUUUGGGGCAUGAUCUGCUGUUGGGAAUGGGGAUCUGCUGUUGGGAAUGGGGCAUGAUCUGCUGUUGGUAAUUCUUGAGUUGAUGAAUUAGAUUGAUGUCAAGCCUAUGUCAUUUUCUACAUGCAAUACUCCUUCAAAGAUUCCCUUUUGUAGAUAUGUUGUCUGAAGAAGGUUGGUACAUAUUAUACAAUGGUUCUUGACACCAUUUUGUCUUCUCCUGUUCGGAAGUCAGCAUCAUUUAGAAAGCAAUUCUCACAAAAUGAGUUGGGUAGCUGGUCGACGCUCUUUCAGAGACACCGCUUCCUCUUAACAGCCCUAGCACUCCUGACAUUCCUCUGCACCAUUUACCUCUACUUUGCUGUCACAUUAGGAGGCAGUCCAUCAUGUUCUGGGUUGAGCGGAACUCAAAAAGCGUUGUGUAGCUUGGAGCAUGCAAAGACUUCAGUUGCCCAUGGAAAAUUGAAAAUUCUUUAGCAUGUAGAUCGAUAAUCCUUUCGCGAAGUUAUUUAUUUAUAUUUUUUUACUUGUUCCGUUCAUUAGAGUAUUGAAAAUUGAAAUCACAGUUAAGUGAUUGUGGUUCAUUUUAUUCAGUUGGUGAACUAAUAUUGAUUGGGUCAAAUAUACAUAAUAUUUGUAGUAUGGAAACACUACGGUUUUACUAUAAUGAUUAUUUUGAUUGAAAGAAAA